Messenger RNA from Desarmillaria tabescens, 1036 nucleotides. RefSeq lists its product as uncharacterized. NCBI's taxonomy places the organism in Eukaryota, Fungi, Basidiomycota, Agaricomycetes, Agaricales, Physalacriaceae. The coding region runs from base 216 to 686 and encodes 156 amino acids. The record is from RefSeq and is a predicted model, not a curated record. The transcript is spliced from 5 exons.
ACUUAGUCUUUGAUGCAUUAUGGAGUAUGUGAAUGAAAUUUGUUGGGCACAAUGCACAUGCUAUGAACCUUGUGAGUUAAUCUAUGAGACAGAUGAGACAGGGAUCCAGCAGAGGAUUGGUGUGGAAGAAAGAGUCUAUGGUUCUCAUAGUGCAAAGAUUCAGCACCAACAGUAAAGUGGAGACAGAGAGAACAUCACUGUAAUUACAACAAUCUAUGCAAAUGGUACUUGGGUGGCUCCUGCCAUUAUAUUCAAGGGUGAGAGUUAUCAGAUGUCAUGAAAGCAGAAUAACUCAUGAGGAUAGAAUUGGAUACCAGAAGAAAGGAUAUACCAAUUGUGAAAUCAGCAUGGAGUGGAUCAAGGACUUCAAUAGGCAAACAAAAAGCAAAGAGUUGUAUUCAAGAAGACAGGAGUCAUACCUCUCAAUCCUGAUGUUUUCAGUAAGGGAGAUGAUGGCACCUAGAGUGAAGAUGUCAACAGAGAACACAAUGCCCACACUGCAGUCUAAUCUAGUGCAUCACAUAUUGAAGUUGAUGACUACCAGAAUCUUCAGUAGCUGGACCAUCAGGUUGACAUUUUGUCUUCUCCCUGAGUCAAUCUGGCCAUUCUACACAUCAUUCCCUGACUCUAAGAGAAAAGGACCAAGAAGCAAGGAGGCAUCAUGGGAGAUGACAUGCCUAAGAUGAUGACUGGAGAUGACUUCUUCAACAUAGUCACUGCUCAUGAGGAAGCAGUAGAAGAAGCAAAAAAGAAAAAAGCACAUUGUGCAUUGUUGCAGAACAAGAAGGCAAUGGCAAUGGUACAGUGAAUAUGAGAGAACAAGAGACAUGUAGAGAGGAACAAUAAGAAGCAUGAGUGCUUCCACCAGGCUGUGCUGGCAUGGCAGAAUGCUAAAAAAAUAGGCACUCAACUCAUAAGAAUAAGCUAAAACUGGCUGAUUUUGGAGAGAUUGAAAAGCCUUUUCCCAAAUACACACAGGCUGAACUUGAGGCACUUUCUACUGAUGAUGAGGACAGUGAGAAAGUGAAGGAGGAGG